This is a messenger RNA of Anastrepha ludens (Mexican fruit fly), 2577 nucleotides long. RefSeq names its product CD82 antigen. The transcript has 8 exons. The coding region runs from base 1079 to 1888 and encodes 269 amino acids. Gene Ontology annotation, cellular component: membrane. Lineage: Eukaryota; Metazoa; Arthropoda; Insecta; Diptera; Tephritidae. The record is from RefSeq and is a predicted model, not a curated record.
AGAAUUCAAUUUGUUGUCGUCGCUUGUUGGAGGCAGAAGUCGAAGCGCAGAAAACUCGCCAUAGUAAAAGCUAAUUUGUUUUUUUUUUAUAGUUUUCGACGGAAAGGUUCGCUACUGGUGCUUAGUGUCGCUUUCGAUAUUUGUUUGUUUACGCAUACAAAGUAAGUGCUUUCAUACAUACAUACAUAUGUAUGUUCACUUGUUCGGUUGAAGAGUGGUUUUUAGUUUUGCAUCGCCACUGGAAGCUGCUGUGUAGCCUAAAGGCGUAAAAUAGAAAAUUGAGACAAUUUUUUACUUUUGUUUCUCAUUUUGCAAAAACAAAAUAUAAGUUUAAUGCAGCGAAAAUAUAGAAAAUGGCAAACGUACAGUGACAAAAUUAUGCAUUUUUGUUGAGUGAUAAAUACGUUUAGUGUCUCAUACGUUCGUUGUUGACAUUUGGUUUUGAUUUUAACUACUGCAACGCAAUAACGGCAAUUGCCACCUGUUCUAAAACGAUUAGCUUCGAGUAAGGUGUGUCACUCGAUCAUUUUUUAUAUAACUUAUAUAUUUGGUGUACGCGAAUUUAACAUUAAAAGUUAAAGCGCGGAAAACUACUAAAAACAACAUUAUUUAUCUGCUAAAUGAAAAGUGUUAUAUGCCACACCGUGAAUGACAAAAGCAAUCGAAAGAGGGUCGCUUGUGAUUAAAUACAAAGAAGCCACAAGAAUAAUACACAAAUGUUCGCAUUGAAGUGUAAGUGCGGUCCGUAGAAGUGAAAGCCAAAACAACUACCUAAUUGUAAAAGAGUUCUAGUAACCACUAAAUUAUUGAGAAUUUUCAACGUUACAAAAAUUUUUUGUGCAAAGCAAAAAAACGGUGGUGUUACUGUGGCAGUGAAAGUAGGCGACAAGUGGAUAUUAAUAAAUAUUUGGCGGUAUUUAAGCUGAGUAGAGUUUUAGCGUACACCCGUGAGACUGAGUCGAGAAAAUUAUCACCUAUUCAAGUUGUAUUCGCUGCUACUUCAUUCAUAGAGUUGGAUUUCUGAACCAUAAGUGAAAUUAAUACAAUUUUUUAAUAAUCAACAGUCAUAAGCAGCAAAAUGGGUUCUGAUUGUGGCGUCUGGCUAGCCAAAUAUCUGCUAUGCCUAUUUAACUUCCUCUUCUUUGUCGUUGGCACAAUCGUGCUGGGCACUGGCAUUUGGUUAGCGGUCGACAAAGCCUCACUGAUUGCAUUGCUUAAAAUGGUUGACAGCGAAAACAUUAACCAAUUCACACAGCCGCGUGCCAUCGAGCAGAUGGCGUACCUUUUGAUUGUAAUCGGCGCCGUUAUGUUCUUCAUGAGUUUCCUGGGCUAUUGUGGCGCUAUACGUGAGUCGCGUUGUCUACUAACGACGUAUGGCGUCUUUAUGAUUUUGCUGUUAAUUGCUGAAAUUGUAGCUGGCGGACUGGGGGCAUUCUACAAGGAAACGGCGCGCGCUGAGACAAAGACUUUCUUGCAAUCCACCAUCACCGACUACUACUCCACCAAUGAGAACAUGGACGCCGUCACACACAUGUGGAAUCAAAUGAUGAGCCAGAUGAGCUGCUGUGGUGUGAACGAUUAUCGUGACUUUAACGCCUCACUCUCUUGGAUUAGUAACAAGGGUAAUCAUACGCUGCCCGAAGCCUGUUGCGUACUGAAGGAUGUGAGUCAACUACUGCCACGCGACGAUGACUGUGUGACAAAUCCCACCGAGAGCAACAGCUAUUACAAGAAGGGCUGCUAUGAAGUGUUCACCGACUGGAUUAUUUCCCACCGCGAAAUCAUUAUUGGCGUGCUUUUGGGUGUUGGUAUAGUACAUCUUUUUGCGAUCUUUUUGGCCUUUUGCUUAUGUAAAGCGUUUGCUAAAUACCAUGGCAUGCGACUCUAAGCGAUUUUGGUAAAACGAAUGGUAGAAUUAGCGCGGGAAAAAGAUACUGAAAUUCCAGUGGACACUGGCAAUUAGUUCAACCAAAUACGACUAAAGAAAUAAAUCGUUGUGGCAAAGAAACUCCAUUAAAAGGCGAAGAAAUUUUUUUUUAUUAAAUAAUAUUUUGUUGAGUUUAUUGUUUUACAAAUUUUGGACAAGUUUAGUGGAUUCUUUUUAAGAUUACAUUAUUCUACAGUUUUACAAAUCAUUUGCAUGUACCUUUAUGUACAUAAACUAUAUAUACAAAUACUGAAAGCUGUUGUUAAAUAUUUAUAAAUAAGUACAAUAAUUGCGAGAGAAAACGAAGUAGAUGCAAAAAAAAUAUAUAGGCGCAUGAAGUGUAUUCGCCUUGAUAUAGGCUAUGCUAAAAUUAUGGUCACACUUUAAAAGCAGUUUAUUUUAAUGAAUCGCUUAAUCACGUACCUCGACUGUCAGUCGCAUGCGCGUGAACUGGAAGGCAUAACUACAGCCAACUAUUGCAUACCUUCAAGCGUUUCAUACGAGUAUAAGUAUUUAUAAAACUACUUCGAAAGUAGCAAUAAGUAGGUUUUCAGUUUGUAACUCUGUAAAAUGCUACACAUGGAGACCACAUAUUGUAUUCUUACACGCAAAUGUAACUGGCAUACGAGACACAUGAACAAUCUGCAAGU